Messenger RNA from Cyphellophora attinorum, 4356 nucleotides. Its product is annotated as DNA damage-responsive transcriptional repressor RPH1. The record is from RefSeq and is a predicted model, not a curated record. NCBI's taxonomy places the organism in Eukaryota, Fungi, Ascomycota, Eurotiomycetes, Chaetothyriales, Cyphellophoraceae. The transcript has 3 exons. Gene Ontology annotation, biological process: chromatin remodeling. Gene Ontology annotation, molecular function: histone H3K9 demethylase activity; histone H3K36 demethylase activity. Bases 1 to 4356 code for a protein of 1451 amino acids. Gene Ontology annotation, cellular component: nucleus.
AUGGCGGCGACCAUGGCAACGCCGUCGGUCGAGGCCGAAUUACCUGCGAUGAAUAAACACGACCUCAGCUCCGAUCUCCCCACCACCCAAGUACACACGCCUCCCAUCACCGACGAAGCGAGUCAUAAAGAGUCCGAUGACGCAGCCUCGAGCUCAUCUCUCUCCGAGCUUGGCGACGACAUAGGCGAUAUACUCGACGACGAAAACCGCAUGCGGUUCGAAGAGGCUGCCCGUGCCGGCGCGGAAGCCGAGGAGAGCAGCGAGACGAUGGACGAAUUCAGAGAUUUCGAGAAAUAUGUCCAAGGUGUCAACCCGUACGGCAUGCAGUCUGGAAUCGUCCUCAUCGAUCCUCCCGAAGAAUGGAAACGCGACCGCAAGCCACUUGACGAACAGAUCAAGAACGUCAAGAUCAAGAACCCUAUCACACAAGAGUUCCAUGGCGCUCAAGGUAUCUACACGCAACGGAACAUGGAGAAGAUGAGAUCCUACAACAUUCCCCAAUGGCGCUCUCUCUGCGAAUCCACCGAGAAUCAACCCCCCGCACGUCGAGGUGAGAAACGAAUGAAUGCAGACAAGCUCCUUGGCCGCGGGUCAGUCAAGAACAAGAAGACAGAGGGCUCGCCUGCACCAUCAGUCAACGGGAAGCGCAGAGGUCGGCCGCCGAAGAACACUCCAGUCAAGAAAGAGCCUGCCGAUGAGUCCAAUAUCAACGCACCGCUUACACCCACGAGUCCGGAAUUGCAGCCUGCUGAGAAGGCUAACGCUGAAGAGGAGGACGCUGAGCAGACUCCGGAGCCCACUACGGGAAAGCGUAAGCCAGGCCGCAAACCCGCUGCAAAACCGCGUGGGAGACAGCCAAAGUCCGCAACGAAGCGCGAGACAGGUGGCAAAGCUUCCGAGACCACUGUCGCUGCUCGUCGUCUGCGAACAGCCGGUGCGACAGUGGACGAGAUCGACGAGGAAGCCUUUCGUGACUUCGACUAUCGCGUCUACGAUAACGAUCAGUGGACUGCUGAGCGCUGCGACGAGCUUGAGGACAAGUACUGGAAGUCGCUGAAUUUCAGCAAUCCGAUGUAUGGCGCAGACAUGGCUGGUUCACUGUUCGACGACCAGACAAAGGAAUGGAAUGUCGCCAAACUCCCAAACUUGCUCGACUUGAUCGGCGCACCCAUCCCUGGUGUCAAUACAGCAUAUCUGUAUCUGGGCAUGUGGCGUGCCACGUUUGCAUGGCAUCUGGAGGAUGUUGACUUGUACAGCAUAAACUACAUCCACUUUGGUGCUCCGAAGCAGUGGUACAGCAUCUCACAGAAGGACGCGCCAAAAUUUGAGAACGCCAUGAAAUCGAUCUGGGGCGAAGACGCGAAGACGUGUGACCAGUUCCUACGCCACAAGACGUACCUUGUAUCACCAGCCAUCCUCAAGUCGAAGUAUGGUGUCACAGUCAACAAAAUCGUACACAGGGAGGGCCAAUUCAUCAUAACGUUCCCGAUUGGGUACCACUCUGGCUACAACCUGGGCUACAACUGUGCAGAGUCGGUCAAUUUCGCCAUUCCUGACUGGCUGCAGUACGGCAAAACAGCAAGAAAAUGCCAAUGCGAGGGGGACAGUGUUUUCAUUGAUGUCGACUGGUUCAUUCGGAGGAUGAAUGGCGAACCGUCGCCGGAAUACGAAGAAGUCGAGAUAACCGAUGACGAAGACGAAGAUGAAUUGAUCGAUCUACCAACUCCUCCAGGAAGCGACCGAGGCAAGAUCAAGCUUUCCUCCAAGCGGAAACGUGCGACCAAAGAUGUCGGGCCAAACAAGAAAGCCAGGAAGAUGAUCAAGAUCCGGAAAGUCAGCAAGCACCAGCCCUGUUGCUUGUGUCCGAACGAUUUCGCGUGGGAAGAGCUUCUACCUACCUCGAAUGGCCAGAAAGCCCACCGAACUUGUGCGAUGUACACGCCCGAAACCUACAUCGCGACUGUCGAUGGCAAAGAAGUCAUCUCAAAUGUCGAAAAUAUCAGCAAGGCCAGGCUCGAGCUCAAGUGCUACGAAUGUCGGCAGAAGAAGGGCUCGUGCUUCCAGUGUUCGUCGGCAAAAUGCACCAAAUCUUACCACGCAACUUGUGCUAUGCAAGCAGGUGUACAAGUUGACAAAGGUGAAAUCGCGGUCUGGCACGAAGGCGUGGAGUACCGCGAUAUUGGUUUCGAUUGGCGUUGUCGUCUCCAUCGUUCCGUCAAACGGACUCGAAUUACGAGCGAGCUGUCGACAUGCAAUCAUCUGAACAACUGCUGGAACAAGCCCGAGUUUGUGCAAUAUAUCAAAAGUCUCAAAGCUGGCGACCUGGUACAGUGGCAGAUCACUCAUUCCGACGAGAUCGAGGCUGGCAUGAUAAUGACAGGAUACGACGAAGAACAAGAGGGAAUGCUCGUCAAAGUUCUGCCAGAUGUUCGAGUGGUGAAAGAAAUCCAGCCAUCGUGGAUUUUAUUCAUCGACAGCGAAACAUCGUGCCUGCAGAAGCCAUCGGCUAAUGCGCGAGAUCUGCCAGAAGAGCUGCAGGGGAAGAGCGCACAAUUCCCCGACUCUGAACGCAAGCCCAGCGAAGGAGAUACUUUCACCGAAGAUCCGAAAACGGAGUGGGCCGAAUUUUCUUCGGUCGCACUGCCCCACAAUAAGCUGCAGAAAAAGGUCGACCUCACAAAACCGAAGCAGCUAUGGCUAUACCUUGGCGAAUCGUCCACUGAAUCCAAGGCUUACUAUACGGGCGAUCCCGCUAGAAAGAUACAUGAUCCUGCUUCCCAGUACCUGGAUACGGUGGAACCGGCUCGCGCUCUUAUGGCGCCGCCGUCCCAACCGAAGCGUCAAUCUCUGGCUGCAAGCUUUCCGGCCAAUCUCCAGAACCACACAAACAAUGGUUUUGUUCGACCACGAACUUUGUCAGGUAAUCAUUCGGCAGGGCCAUCUCAGAAUUCGAUGCUGCAGAAUGGCACUCAAGCAAAGAAUAUUCCCCAGGCAAAGAACGUCAAUAGGAAGUCUUCACAGGGUUGCGACGUCAUUAUCGGAGCUGAGGCGAAAGCCAACGAGCAAGCCAGAAUCUUGCAGCGACAGCAAGCUAAAGCACAGCAUCUUGAUCAGCAGGCCGGCUUGAAUGGAGGCAUCGGCAUCGAUCAAGCCGCCGUCGAGCGGCAAAAGCAGUUCCAGAUGAAUGGCUCUCAACAGUCUCAGACUAUGUGGACCGGCUACAACAACACAGCUCAGUACCCGGCAUAUCAGAAUGCGUUCAAUGCACAACGGCAGGUACCCCAGUACAGCCAGCAAUGGAUGAAUCCGAUGCCCCAGAUGCGACCCGGAUCGAGCCACAAUCAGCAUUCGCCUCACUUGAGCCAGCCAAAUGGUGGCCAAUUCCCUGCCUACGUGCAGCAAUCCCAUCAGCAAUUUCCAUACAACUCGCAGCAUCAACGCACACAGUCCACGCCAGUGAGUGAUACAGAAAGGAUACGGCAGGAGACAGCACGAAUCGAAAGCAUUAGAGCUGCGGCGAACAGGCCACCACCUCCACCACCAUCUGCCGCCAUCGAAAGGCAACGUCGCAUAUCUAACCCGGCAUAUCCUUUCAAGAGCCCCGACCAGAUCCUCGCCCAGAAGGAAGCUGAGAAGAACACCCCACCUGGAAGUCGUCCCGGGAGCUCGUACCAGAUGGGCAGUCCUGCCACGACUGACGCCUAUCGUCCGUCGACUUCGGCUUCUAUGAGCGCCCUAGGAUCACGGCCAAUGGAAUUCAUCGAUCCCACCGCAACACAGAUCACCCCUCCCGGCUCAAGUGCAGGCCGCCGAUCAGCAAGCAACAGCUUAUCAAUGAUGCCAGGCACGAUGGGUCCACCUUUGCAGCCACACCUGCAUCGCACAGCAUCGGCUGGAAUGCUCGAGCGACCAACUUUCAACACAUCCAAUGCCUCCCAGAUCAGCAAUUACGUACCGCGACGGUCAGUGUACGAUCCACUGUACAAAGCCCAAGGACCUCUGCAGCCGAUCACACAACCAAACCUCCCCCCGCCACUUCCCCAGCCACCCAUGGCUGAGCCUUCGCCCGUGUUGCUGGCGAGCCUUCAGCCCAGAUCGACGUCGCCAGGCGGCUACCCGUUGAAUGAUCGAGCUGUACCGGAGCAGUUGGUGAAGUGGAAGGCGCAGGGCGGGUUCUGGGCUAAAGUUGCCACGUAUUACAUCAAUAAGCAUGUUGCGAGUGCGAGCGCGUAUCGGAGUCCGUUUGCGGACCUCCAUAACACGCCGUGGCGAUUGGCGGAGCAGUACUAUCAGUCACUGGACUUUGAGGGGAGAGCGAAAGUUGAUGACUAUAGGAACAAUGGGAUGAGGAAUUGA